Molecule: messenger RNA, 1902 nt
Organism: Abrus precatorius (Indian licorice)
Lineage: Eukaryota; Viridiplantae; Streptophyta; Magnoliopsida; Fabales; Fabaceae
Product: laccase-5-like
Exons: 6
Coding region: 40-1773 (577 amino acids)
Biological process (GO): lignin catabolic process
Cellular component (GO): apoplast
Molecular function (GO): hydroquinone:oxygen oxidoreductase activity; copper ion binding
Source: RefSeq, a predicted model, not a curated record
CCAUCAUUGGGACAAAGUUGUUUAUUGCUACACUAAAAAAUGGAAGCUCUCAAGACCCUUUUCUUAGCCUUUUUUCUUCUCUUAGCUUCAGCAUUGUCUUUAGCCAAUGCCGAAGCCUUGUCUUCAGCCAAUGCCAAAAUCCAGGAGCACGAGUUUGUUAUUCAAGCAACUCCAGUGAAGAGGCUGUGCAACACUCAUAGCACCCUCACAGUGAAUGGACAGUUCCCGGGCCCAACCUUGGAAGUCAACAAUGGAGACACUUUGGUCGUCAAAGUCACUAACAAAGCUCGUUACAAUGUGACCAUUCACUGGCACGGUAUUCGGCAAAUGAGAACAGGAUGGGCUGAUGGACCAGAAUUUGUGACUCAGUGUCCCAUUCGCCCUGGUGAAAGCUACACUUACCGAUUUACAAUUCAAGGACAAGAAGGCACACUUUGGUGGCACGCUCACAGCUCAUGGGUAAGAGCCACUGUUUAUGGAGCUUUGAUCAUUCACCCUAGGGAAGGAGAGUCCUAUCCUUUCCCUAAGCCAAAGCGCGAGACACCAAUUAUGCUAGGGGAAUGGUGGGAUGCAAACCCACUCGAUGUUGUGAGACAGGCCACACAAACAGGAGCAGCGCCUAAUAUAUCCGAUGCAUACACUAUCAAUGGUCAACCUGGCGAUCUAUACAAGUGCUCAAGCCAAGGCACCACCAUAGUUCCAAUAGAUUCUGGCGAGACCAACCUCCUCCGUGUCAUCAAUGCUGCACUCAACCAACCCCUUUUCUUCACUAUUGCCAACCACAAGUUCACAGUGGUUGGUGCUGAUGCCGCCUACCUCAAGCCUUUCACCACCACAGUCAUCGUGCUAGGACCUGGCCAAACCACUGAUGUUCUCAUCAAUGGUGACCAACCACCCUCACGUUACUACAUGGCAGCACGUGCUUACCAAUCUGCUCAAAAUGCUCCCUUUGACAACACCACCACCACAGCCAUUCUUGAAUACAAAUCAGCCCCUUGUCCUGCAAAGGGUGUUGCAAUCAAACCAGUUAUGCCUUCUCUCCCAGCUUACAAUGACACAAACACUGUCACUUCCUUUAGUACAAGCUUAAGAAGUCCAAGGAAAGUUGAGGUUCCCACUGAAAUUGAUGACAACUUGUUCUUCACCAUUGGCCUUGGACUCAACAAUUGCCCUCCAAAUUUCAAUUCAAACCAAUGCCAAGGACCCAACGGGACACGUUUCACUGCAAGCAUGAACAAUGUGUCAUUUACUCUCCCAAACACUGUUUCCAUUUUGCAAGCGCAUCACCUUGGAGUUCAAGGAGUGUUCACCACUGAUUUUCCGUCACAACCUCCGGUGAAAUUUGAUUACACUGGUAACGUGAGCCGUUCACUUUGGCAACCUGUUCCUGGGACUAAAGUCACCAAGUUGAAGUUCGGAUCAAGGGUGCAGAUUGUGUUGCAAGAUACUAGCAUUGUUACCCCUGAGAACCACCCAAUUCAUCUUCAUGGGUAUGAUUUCUACAUUGUGGCAGAAGGGUUUGGAAACUUUGACCCUAAGAAAGACACUUCAAAAUUCAACCUUGCUGAUCCACCUAUGAGGAAUACAGUGGCAGUGCCUGUGAAUGGAUGGGCUGUUAUUAGAUUUGUUGCAGAUAACCCAGGAGCUUGGAUUAUGCAUUGUCACUUGGAUGUUCACAUCGGGUGGGGUUUGGCCACUGUGCUCUUGGUAGAUAAUGGAGAAGGCCUAUUGCAAUCCAUAGAACCCCCUCCAGAGGACCUGCCUCUGUGUUAGGAUACUCAAAAUUAUCAAAUUUGUCACCAUAGUUUGUAAUUUUUCCUAGUUCAUUGUUGUUUUGUUUCCCUUUAUUAGGGGAUAUUUCUCCUUUUGCUCUGUUUCUUUGUUCUUUCCAUUUAUAGAUAA